AUGGGAAAAGCUACAAGGUGGCUGAGGGGUCUGCUUGGACUCAAGAAAGAUAAAGAAAAUGUGGAUAAAAACUCGACCUUUACUGAAAAGAAGUCGAAGAAAAAGGUGGGCCAUGCAAAUUCCGGCAAGGAAUCUCUGCCGUUGAGUCAGAUUCCGGCCAAGGACUCCGAUUGGCUGAGAUCUCUGAUUGCUGAUUCAAAGGAGGAGCACAGCAAGCACGCCAUUGCGGUUGCUGCAGCCACCGCCGCCGCCGCGGACGCUGCCGUCGCCGCCGCUCAGGCGGCGGUUGCGGUUGUCCGGCUGACCAGUCAGGGCAGAGGUGGGUUUUCCGCCGGCGGCAGGGAGAGAUUGGCCGCCGUGAGGAUUCAAACUGUGUUCAGAGGCUAUUUGGCCCGAAAAGCACUACGGGCCCUUAAAGGGCUGGUGAAAUUGCAGGCCCAUGUUCGAGGCUACCUCGUAAGAAAACGAGCCGCAGCAACUCUUCACAGCAUGCAAGCCCUUUUCCGGGCCCAGGCCGCCAUCCGGGCCCAAAGGGCCCGCACUUCGAUGAGACUUAAAAACUCCAGCGACAGAUUUGACGAGACCCGAAGCGAAUUCCAUAGCAAAAGGCUCUCGUCCCUAAGCACGUUUGACGAGAGCCCGAAAAUAGUUGAAAUCGAUACGUGUGGGCCCAAAUCGAGAUCCCGAAGAAUUAGCCCCCAAUAUUAUGAUGAUCCGUACUACCAAGAUUUCGAUUGGGGAUUUGGGAAGGAAGACUAUAAAUUCGCGACGGCCCAAAACACUCCAAGAUUCGGAUAUUCGGGCCGGGCCUAUGCUGCCCCUACAACGCAAGCCAAGAGCGUGUGCGGAGAGAGUUUCUUCAGCCCGUUCUCGACUUGCCCGAGCUACAUGGCGAACACUAAGUCGUUUAGGGCAAAAUUGAGGUCCCACAGUGCACCAAAGCAGAGGCCCGUAUCAGGCCCGAAGAAGAAGCUCUCGUUGAACCACAUAAUGGCGUCGAGAGCUAGCUUUAGUGGGGUUAGGAUGCAGAGCUCUUGUUCUCGGGUUGAACCAGAUUUUGAAUCUUAG
Messenger RNA from Striga asiatica, 1068 nucleotides. The record is from the annotation of a GenBank genome assembly. Lineage: Eukaryota; Viridiplantae; Streptophyta; Magnoliopsida; Lamiales; Orobanchaceae.